Molecule: messenger RNA, 1888 nt
Organism: Sinocyclocheilus anshuiensis
Lineage: Eukaryota; Metazoa; Chordata; Actinopteri; Cypriniformes; Cyprinidae
Product: proteinase-activated receptor 4-like
Exons: 2
Coding region: 263-1360 (365 amino acids)
Biological process (GO): phospholipase C-activating G protein-coupled receptor signaling pathway; blood coagulation; thrombin-activated receptor signaling pathway
Cellular component (GO): plasma membrane
Molecular function (GO): thrombin-activated receptor activity
Source: RefSeq, a predicted model, not a curated record
AACUCACGAGGGGGCGGAAUGAGAAACCACACAAGAUAAGAAAACUAUUAAAACAACUUUCUGUUUAACAUACCAAGAGACAAACGCUAAGCGGAAAAAUAGAGGGUAAACGGUAAAGAAGCGCAGUGGACCGGUUCUUCUCACCUGAAAAACCUUUGAAUAGCACACCGCUAGAAAAUAAUCUAGACGGGAGGGAUUUCACCUUUAAACCUUUUAAAAAUACUUAAAACUUUUAUUUAAAGAAACUUGAGGUUUCGGCGCCAUGCCAUUUUUUGUAUUUACUCCAUUGCCUUUUCUCUGUCUCCUCAUUUUUCUUCACGUCUCAUCAACUUCAGAGGUGAACAGCUCAAACAAGUCAAUCAGUCAAAGGGCUCGGGCCUUGCCUCUGAUUAACGAUUCUAUUCCAGAGAAGUAUAAGGAGCAGAUGCAGAGCUACAGCUUUACACUAGUGGUUCCUCUUCUCUGCUUCAUCGCCUUUUUCACUGGGCUUCCCACAAACUUGUUGGCCCUCUGGGUGCUGCUCUUGCGAACUAAGAAGCUCCCAUCCACCAUUUUGCUGAUCAACCUCACCAUCUGCGAUCUUCUGCUACUGCUGGUGCUCCCCUUCCGUAUCGUCUACCACUUCCUCGGCAACAACUGGACAUUUGGAGAACCAUUCUGUCGUGUUGUAAUUGCGCUCUUCUAUGGAAACAUGUACGGCUCAGUGGUUUGUCUGGCACUGAUCGCCAUGGAUCGCUAUGUAGCUCUUGUUCACCCUUUUGGUGCCAAGAUGCUUAGAAGUAACAAGAAUUCUGUCUAUAUGAGUGUUUUGGUUUGGAUAGUGGUUUUAGCUGCUGUUGUGCCCUUGUUAGCCUCACAACAGUCCUAUAAGAUAAUCAACCCUCCUAUAACAACUUGCCAUGAUGUACUACCUAUAGCACAGCAUAAAAACUACUUCCUGCCAUACUUUACCACUCUCUUCUCCCUCUGUUUCCUGCUUCCACUGCUGGUUGUGCUGUUCUGCUAUUCUGCAGUGUUACGUACCCUUAUGGCUGAAGGGCAGCGUUUUGCUCAUGCAAUUAGAGUGACUGUGCUGAUGUUAAUUGUUUUUGUGGUUUGCUUAUUGCCUAGUAACAUUCUCUUGCUUUUGCAUUACUCCAAAUCAGACUUUGACCUUUAUGUUCCAUACCAGAUCACUUUGUCUUUCAGCACCUUCAACAGCUGCUUCGAUCCUUUCAUCUUUUAUUAUGUGUCUAAGGAUUUCAGAAAGAAGUUAUGGGAGACCCUCAGAUGCUUUUGGUCUGAUUCAGAAUCCUCCUCAGAAUCUAGGACAAAGAUGACCUUACUAUCAAAGAUGAGCAGGACUGAAGGAACAGCUUGAUCAUGAGGUUAGCAAGACAGGCAUGCAAAUCUGAAGAUAUCAGGUUAUAUACUCAAUCAUUCUAGGGCGUAUUGAAUGAUUACCAUAUAGAGCUGUCUGUCCACCCAUCUGUCAGUCUGCCUAUCCAUGUAUAUAACUUAAAAUUAGUUUAAUUUGCACAGAAACCUCAACUGGCAUGAGGAGAUAUUAAUUCAUUUCCUCCUUAUUUCCUUUAGUCAUUUGUGAUACAAGAGACAAAUAGGUAUAUUUAAAAACAUUUAAAGAGGCAAGGCAACAUACAACAGUAGUCAUGCUUUCAGGCUUUCUUGCAUGACGGCCCAAAUGCAUGUUGGCAUCUAAAAUUUGAAUGCGUUGAAUGCUGUUUGUAAAAAAGCACAAGAUGGCUCAGCAAGCUCCAGGGCCUAAAGUUGACUGUUAGAUUAAUAACGGUGGAAAAUUGUAAUUUUAACACUGAUAUAAACAGUCAUGCAUUUCAUGCAGAUAUCCAACAAAACCCAGACAAUUCAGUGUUUGUAGGAGCAGUGCGAA